AUGGGCUUCCUUAGCGCUUCACAGAGACCAAGGUUUGGGCUUCUGAUGCUGCCGGGCCUGGCUGGCCGCCCUGCCCAGCCCCGCCCUGCCGGCUGCUGGGCGCGUGGCACGGAGGGAGCAGGGCAGUUGAGUCCCCAUCGCCAGCCGUCACAGCUGCAGAACAGCGUUCUGCCUUGCCAAGAUCCGUAUUUGGUAGGAGGGCAGAGUUAUAAUUGCCCGUAUUCAACUACAACGUCAGAAUCUAGUGUUGACGUUUCCAAGGAAACCUGGGUCUCUUUCUGGGCUGCUAGUCUCCUGGACAACGCUGAGCCCCAACAAGCACCACAGACACAGGAAGCAUCCUGUGACUUAAAUUUCCCUGUUCUGGAUUCAUGUUCAUGGGAAGAGACUCAGCUCUCCUCUCAGCUCUACAGAAAUAAGCAGCUCCAGGACACUCUGGUACAGAAGGAGGAAGAACUUGCUAGGCUACAUGAAGAGAAUAAUCACCUCAGACAAUACCUGAAUUCUACUUUGGUUAAAUGUCUGGAAGAAAAAGCCAAGAAAUUGCUGUCAUCAGAUGAGUUUUCUAAAGUAUGUGGAAAACACAGAAAAGAGAAGAGGAAACCCAAAGAACACAGACACUCCCCUGCUGAGAUACCCCAGUCCAAAACUGCCAAGAGAAACCUCUCCACUGAGUUUUCUAACUGUGAAGAACAAACUGGGCCCUGUGUGGACCCCUGGGUUCUUCAAACACUUGGGUUGAAAGACCUCAACACCAUUGAUGACACCCUGCCAGCUAACUACAGUGCCAUUGCCUCCCAUCCCAGAACAGUUCCCAGUACAUCCUCCCAGUUUCUACAUGAUACAGUUGGCUAUGCAACUGUUCCUAGAGAUCAACACCUUGACUGUGGAGGGAGCAGAACAAAUGCCUCACAUGUCACCACCAUCCACCAACAAGACUGUCACUGUUUUUCUUGGCUGUCCAAUCCUCCAGUAGGGGUGCAAACUCUUCCUUACCACAGUGCAGAUGUGUCACCCAACAAGACAGAGGUGGCCUUCUCCACAUCUCUGAGCCCUCACUGCAAUGUGAAAACUCACUCUUUCCAUCAGGGACAAGCCUUUGUGCGUCGAGAUGAGGAGGGAGGCUGGAAGUUUACCUGGGUCCCUAAGGAGCCUUAGUGACCUCUCUUCUAUUAGAGAGGACCGCCAGGACAUCUGUUUACAAAGACCCCUUCCACAGGGACCAUCCAGAGCACAUAAGUUUUUGCCUGCCUCCUGCCACUGCCAGUGUUCCUUUAGGUUAUGUACUUAAAACUAUAAGGUAUGAUUGUCAAGAAAGCAUACUAAUAGGUAUCUUCUCUUCUUUUACUUAUAUUUGACUCAUAUUUGACUUGUUUACAUGUCCAUACCAGCAAUUAGCUUUCUUUCUUUGUCUGAUGCCUGGAAAUGAAUUUCCUUUUCCCCCCUUUUAAAAUUUAAGUUAGAAACAAGCUUCUUUUACAUGUCAAUCCUAGUUCCCUCUCUCUUCCCUCCUCCCCUGCUCCCCAGGAGUCUCCUAUCCCACCCCCU
Mesocricetus auratus (golden hamster) is the source of this 1548-nucleotide messenger RNA. It is a transcript of the gene Gmnc, whose product is annotated as geminin coiled-coil domain containing. Bases 1 to 1158 code for a protein of 385 amino acids. Gene Ontology annotation, cellular component: nucleus. The record is from RefSeq and is a predicted model, not a curated record. The transcript is spliced from 5 exons. NCBI's taxonomy places the organism in Eukaryota, Metazoa, Chordata, Mammalia, Rodentia, Cricetidae. Gene Ontology annotation, biological process: negative regulation of cell cycle; negative regulation of DNA replication.